This is a messenger RNA of Triticum turgidum subsp. durum (durum wheat), 1266 nucleotides long. Lineage: Eukaryota; Viridiplantae; Streptophyta; Magnoliopsida; Poales; Poaceae. The record is from the annotation of a GenBank genome assembly.
AUGCUGCCCACCGGCAGGAGCAGGCCUCAGCCCAGGCCCGCGCCCAGAUCUUGGUCCUUCUCAGACAUGGACUUCUCUGAUCCGAAGCGCAACUCCAGGUACCUCAGCAAGAUCAUCAUGGUCGCGCUCCUCACGGCCAUGUGCGUCGUCAUGCUCACCCAGCCGCCCUGCCAUAGGAAGGCUCCCAGCGUGUUCUCCAUCCAUGAACUCGGAGUAACACAUGUGUUGGUGACGGGUGGCGCUGGCUACAUAGGAUCGCAUGCGGCUCUUCGAUUGCUCAAAGACUCCUUCAGAGUCACCAUUGUGGAUAAUCUCUCAAGAGGAAAUAUCGGGGCGGUCAAGGUUCUUCAGAACUUGUUUCCUGAUCCUGGGCGAUUGCAAUUCAUACAUGCUGAUUUAGGCGAUCCAAAAGCUGUCAACAGAAUAUUCGCAGAGAAUGCAUUUGAUGCCGUCAUGCACUUCGCUGCUGUCGCGUAUGUGGGAGAGAGCACGCUUGAGCCUCUGAGGUACUAUCAUAACAUCACUGCAAACACUUUGGUUGUGCUAGAAGCCAUGGCGACGCACAAUGUUAAAACCCUGAUCUACUCUAGCACAUGUGCCACCUACGGGGAACCCGAGAAGAUGCCUAUCACUGAAGAAACUCCCCAGUUUCCUAUAAACCCAUAUGGCAAGGCCAAGAAAAUGGCAGAGGAUAUCAUUUUGGACUUCUCCAAGUCGAGGAAAUCAGACAUGUCGGUGAUGAUCCUGAGAUACUUCAACGUCAUCGGUUCUGACCCAGAAGGAAGGCUGGGUGAGGCUCCACCACCCGAAUUGCGUGAGCAUGGCCGUAUAUCCGGUGCGUGCUUCGACGCGGCACUAGGAAUAAUCCCAGGCUUGAAGGUCAAAGGUACCGACUACGAAACGGCCGACGGGACUUGCGUAAGAGAUUACAUCGAUGUCACCGACCUGGUGGAUGCCCACGUGAAAGCGCUCAACAAGGCAGAGAGAGGCAAAGUUGGCAUAUACAAUGUUGGCACCGGAAGAGGUAGGUCGGUGAAGGAGUUUGUGGAGGCUUGCAAGAAGGCGACCGGAGUCGACAUCAAGGUCGACUACUUCCCUCGCCGCCCCGGUGACUAUGCCGAAGUGUACAGCAACCCCGCAAGGAUCAACCGCGAGCUAAACUGGACAGCCCAGCACACCGAACUCCAGGAGAGCCUCAGGGUCGCGUGGACAUGGCAGAAGAAGCACCGGAGUGGCUAUGCAGACUCGGGUCGAUAUAUUUUUUGA